CACACUCUUUCGCCCUCCGCAGACCGCGCUCGUCCUGCAUUUAUCGAUCCCUGGGUGUCCUUAACGCCUGCCAACAUAUCUAUUGUUCAGUAUUUCAGUCAUCGGCUGCGGAGUGCCACAUGCUCCACAAUAUACCUGAAAGGACGGGAUUUCCGCGUGCGGAGGACGCGCCUUUGUAGCAGAGACGAGGGCCUAGGGUGGGUUAAGUCAGGACGAAUAACAAGCAGCAUAUUACGAUUGGUAUAAAUGUCAGACAGCUGGUGAUCGCAUCUAAACGUUUCUUGUCCUCUUCUCCCACCUUUAGUCAUAUCUUUCUCACCAGCCGGUCUGGUCCUUUCAUUUCACCCUCUUUACCCUCGCAGAAGCAUAGCAGCUGGACUGCAAGGCCCCUUCCGCGCUUCCAACCGCCAACAAGCACAUUCUGCUACUUUCAUCAGGCAAUCAUCUCCUUUCAUCAUGGUCCGACCAGUAUACGUUCUUGGCGCUGUCGUUGCAACGGCUGCCGUCUCUGCUGCUCCCAUCCCGCUUGGGGCUGCACUUGGUGGGAUGAUGAUGGGCGGUGUCCAAGCUAGCGCAGGCAAUGACCAGAACGGCAACGCGAACCAGAUCACCGAUGCUUCCGACCGAUCCGUCAACACACCCAUCGUCAACCAACAGCAGUAUUCGUUCAACAACCAGAAGAUUGCGUCCGCUGCUGGAGCACCAAGCCCUCUACAUUGGAAUAACCAUUCAGGCGCUGCACACGGGAGGGGUCGUGGCAAGCGGGGCCUUCAACUCGAAGACGAGCUUGUUCGUCGUCAGGUGGAUGAAUCGCUCGCUCCUCGCAGUUUCAGCAGCGCUCUCGGCAUGUUGGGCGGCUUUGGCGGCGCCCAGGCCAAUCUCGGCAGCGACGCCAAUCUAAACUCCAACGUUAAGCAAGACACGAGCUACCGUGGCGUCACCAGUCCCAUCCAGAACCAGCAGGUCUACUCAUUCAAGAGGAGCGUAGACCAAGACCUCGAAGACAUGCCUCUCCGCCGUCAGGUGGAUGAAUGGCUCGCUCCUCGCGGUUUCAGCAGCGCUCUCGGCAUGCUGACCGGCUUUGGCGGCGCCCAGGCCAGCCUUGGCAACAGCGCCAACACCAAUUCGAACGUCAAGUACGACCAGAGCUACCGUGGCGUCACCAGUCCCAUCCAGAACCAGCAGGUCUACUCAUUCAAGAGGAGCGUAGACCAAGACCUCGAAGACAUGCCUGUCCGCCGUCAGGUGGAUGAAUGGCUCGCUCCUCGCGGUUUCAGCAGCGCUCUCGGCAUGCUGACCGGCUUUGGCGGCGUCCAUGCCAACCUUGGCAACAGCGCCAACACCAAUUCGAACGUCAAGUACGACCAGAGCUACCGCCAAGUUGCCGCCCCCGUCACCAAUGCGCAGGUAUACUCGUUCUAGACUAUUUUGGUUCACCGAAUAAAAUGGUAGCAAUUGUGGUAUAUUGAGUAGCAAAUGAGUUCGCAUUGUAGCUUGAUGGGCACUUUGGAUAGCUGUGGAAUGAUAAUGAUAAGCCUUCAAGACGAAC
This is a messenger RNA of Tilletiaria anomala UBC 951, 1549 nucleotides long. RefSeq lists its product as uncharacterized. The record is from RefSeq and is a predicted model, not a curated record. The coding region runs from base 457 to 1422 and encodes 321 amino acids. NCBI's taxonomy places the organism in Eukaryota, Fungi, Basidiomycota, Exobasidiomycetes, Georgefischeriales, Tilletiariaceae. The transcript has 2 exons.